Abrus precatorius (Indian licorice) is the source of this 653-nucleotide messenger RNA. Its product is annotated as putative lipid-binding protein At4g00165. NCBI's taxonomy places the organism in Eukaryota, Viridiplantae, Streptophyta, Magnoliopsida, Fabales, Fabaceae. Bases 1 to 558 code for a protein of 185 amino acids. The record is from RefSeq and is a predicted model, not a curated record. The transcript is spliced from 2 exons.
AUGGCAUUCAUCAAACUCCUCCACAUCAUUUUGUUGCUUGCACUCCUUCCUUACUCAACAUUCACCCACGCUUGUGCACUAAGACGGCCAUCUCCACGAAGCCCACCACCGCCUCCACGAAGCCCACCACCGCCUCCACGAAGCCCACCACCACCUCCACGAAGCCCACCACCCCCACGAAGCCCACCACCACCUCCACGAAGCCCACCACCGCCUCCACGAAGCCCACCACCCCCACUAAGACCCCCACCCCCGCAAAGCCCACCACCAUCAUGCAGCUUUAGACCAUCGCCACCCUCAUCAGAAGGAAAAUGCCCCAAGGACACCUUAAAGUUUGGAGUUUGUGCUUUAGGACAUGGUCCCAUGAUUUUUGAAACUCCUCCUUCAAGCAAAUGUUGCACGUUGUUUAUGGAUUUGGCCGACUUCGAGGCCGCAGUUUGCCUUUGCACUGCUAUUAAAGACAACGUGCUUGGAACCGACGUGGAUAUACCCAUCACCCUCAACUAUAUUCUAAGUGCUUGUCAAAAAGUUGUCCUUCCUGGUUUCCAGUGUCCCUAGAGUUCACAUUAUUAUAUUAAGUUAUAUGAUAUAUAUAUCGUCUUUGUCGUCGGAGAAAUGUUUAGAUAUGCACUUACAUUAUGAAAUUAAUGGAG